CCCCCUGGAACGCACGCGCGCAGAGCAUUCCAAUGCAGAACAACCUACAGGGAGACGAUGACGCGCACACGCUUCCGAGCUUCCCCUACUUCGCCGUGCCGUCGCCGCCACUUGCAACGCCGAGCUUAUCAUCAGAUGAUCAGCACAGUACCCUUACAGCACUCCAGCAGCAGCAGCCUGCGGCAACGGUGGCGCCGAUGAUUCUCCCGGCGAUGGUGGACUGGUCGUCGCUGCUCCAGCAGGCCAGCUUGAUGACUCCAGCCGUGCCGUGGCAGCAAGAGGCCGUGCAGGUGGACCAGAGCGGGGAGAACGACGGAGAGGCGGGGGCCAGCGGGAGUGGUAGUAGCAAGGAGAAGGCGGCCAAGGGCAGCGGCGCCGGGAGGUCGGGGAAGAAGAAGGUGAGCAGGCCGCGGUUCGCGUUCCAGACGAGGAGCGUUAACGACAUCCUGGACGACGGCUACCGGUGGAGGAAGUACGGGCAGAAGGCCGUCAAGAACAGCGCACACCCCAGGAGCUACUAUCGGUGCACCCACCACACGUGCGGCGUGAAGAAGCAGGUGCAGCGCCUGGCCAAGGACACGAGCAUCGUGGUGACCACGUACGAGGGAGUCCAUAAUCACCCCUGCGAGAAGCUCAUGGAGGCGCUCAGCCCCAUCCUGAAGCAGCUCCAGUUUCUCUCCCAGUUCUAAUCGAAGCUCUCGAGCAUUAUAAUCCAAAGGCAGGCUUCAUGUCUAUUGUAGUAUUGUACAACGUAGAUAUAUGUACAAACCGACUCGAAGGGGGAAGAAAAGGAGUAAAAUGUGCCUACCUCCCCAAUACUACUGAUCACAUAUACGAUAUAUAUACAUGUUCUAGAAAACUGAUCCAUCAUGUGUAUAUUUACUCAGUGUACCUAUAUAUGUAUGUGACUGAACAAAUAAGCCAA
Messenger RNA from Phragmites australis (common reed), 925 nucleotides. Its product is annotated as probable WRKY transcription factor 75. The coding region runs from base 33 to 689 and encodes 218 amino acids. The record is from RefSeq and is a predicted model, not a curated record. Gene Ontology annotation, biological process: regulation of DNA-templated transcription. NCBI's taxonomy places the organism in Eukaryota, Viridiplantae, Streptophyta, Magnoliopsida, Poales, Poaceae. The transcript is spliced from 2 exons. Gene Ontology annotation, molecular function: sequence-specific DNA binding; DNA-binding transcription factor activity.